This is a messenger RNA of Funneliformis mosseae, 1749 nucleotides long. The record is from the annotation of a GenBank genome assembly. NCBI's taxonomy places the organism in Eukaryota, Fungi, Glomeromycota, Glomeromycetes, Glomerales, Glomeraceae.
AUGAUUUCACCAUCUAAAUUAUCCUUGAACUCUCUGCGAGAGAUAUUAGGAUACUUUAAUAACGACCCCACAACACUUUAUUCUUUACUUUUUGUUAACCGUCAAUGGUGUGAUAUAGCGAUCCAAUUACUAUGGAGGCGGCCUUUUGAAUUUACCUCACAAGAAAAGUACGACCUUAUCAUUGAGACUUAUAUUUGUUGUCUACCAGAAAUGGAAAAAUCCCGUCUUAUCCUUGCAGGGAUAAAAGUACCUAAAAAUUCUAAACCAUUUUACAAAUAUCCAUCAUAUUUACGAAAUUUUGAUAGUGAUAAAUUUAAUCGAGCUUUUAAUUUAUGGUUAAAGACGAACGCCGUCAAUGUUGGUGGGAUCGACCCUUUGAAUAUAUUUUGUAAGCCUUUAAAAUCUCUGUUUGGACCUAUGGUCAGUAACAAUUAUAACUUGAUGCCAAGUAAUAUUUUACACAAAGCUGUAAACAAGUGCCUUGAACCGAUCGUGCAAGAAUAUUGCGCCACACACCCGAAUUCUACCGUUAUCAAGGAAAUGCAAAGUUUAAUAUUCAUUGAAUGUAAUAGAUUAAAAAGUCUUACGCUCUACUGUGGUGAAGACAGUCUUCAACUAAUGGAAAUGAUCGAUGAAUUGUGUGUGAAAAAUCUUAAUGCAUUGAAUUACCUUCAAAUUUUGGAGUUGAAUGUACAAACAGCACAAAAUCAAAAAAUAGAUUUAUCAACUGAACAUGAUAUUUUAGAAAAUCUCUUCUUAACGAUAGCAAGGAAUGCUACAAAUAUUCAGCACAUGAAGAUCAACUUCCCUCAUGAUUAUAAAUUUCCUCCAAAAGUUCACAUAGCUUUAUACACGAUGAUCGCAUCACAAAAGAACAUAUCUUCUUACAUGUCAAAUUAUUACUGGGAUUCGGAUUUUUCAAUUCAUUCGGCUCUAAUGCGACAAAGUCAAACUUUAAAACGUUUAAAUCUUUGGGGAUUGACACAUUUUGAUGAUUCAUUAUUUCAAGGGUUAAUGAAAUGGUCAAACCUGGAAACGUUAGAACUGGUUGGUUGCCCAGGUUCUUCUCCAAUGUCAUGUGGAUUUUCUAAUCGUCAAUUAAAUAUAAAGAAUUUACGAAUUGGAAAUGGAUAUGAAAGUAGUCCUUACAUUCAAACGACUUUACUUCAAAUGUGUAAUACCAACCUACAGCAACUAAUGAUCGAAGGGGUCACACCAGAAAUUCUUGAAGAAAUUGGUCUACAUUGUCCCAACAUUACCCAUUUAUCUCUCUGCGCUUAUCAAGAUAUUUCCAACACCUUACCAGCAUUAAUCUCAAGCCUUGAUCACUUGAAAGUUUUAACCCUUGGACAUCACGAGAAAUUUCUUUUUACCAAAUCAACCAUACAACAAUUUAUACAAUCAAUCCCUCCUUCUUUACGAUUUUUAUCCUUAAAUUUCAAUAUUUCAUACGAUUCUUUGAAGGUCCUUUUAGAUGAAUGUCAACCUCAAUUUUAUAAAUUGGAAUUACAUCAAACAAAAACUUAUCACGAUAAAUUUAUAAAUAUUUUAAUAGAUUAUACAAUAACAACAAAGAAUCAAACGGAAAUUAAAUUAUUUAUUCCCCCUUUUAAUCUUGACAAAUCUAGAAAGAUGGUACAACUUUCUGCUCCUUUAGAAGUUGCUUCUCCAGAUUUAUUAAAAAGCGCUAGAAAACACAUUAAUAUUUGUUAUAGACAAGAUAAUCGAAACGUUUAUAGUUUAUGGUAG